UCCUGCCGGGGUGGCCUCCUGGCCGAGGCGCGGGUGGGCUGCGGCCCCCCGGGGCCGGUCCGGAAGCGCUGAGGGCCCCUACCUUUGUCCCCGAAGUCAGCCGGGGAACAGCCCCUCCCCUGCAGGAGCCCGGCCGUUGGUGGAGAGCCCCGGUGGGUGAGGUGCGCUACCCCCGGAAACUCCGACCAAAGAGCGGCAGCGAGAAAGGAGUUGGUCCCCACAAACCGCCCAGAGUCAAGUUCUGCAGGCUGGGAAUUCCAAGAUCAAGGCACCAGCAGAUCUGAUGUCAGGAACUAAAAUCAGUCUGAUGGCAGCUGCGCAAGAUGGGAAGGAAUAAUCAUCGGAAUGAGACCAAGCAAGAGCGCAUGAAAUGUGUUUGCUCUCAGCCACCAGCGUCAGAAGAGCGCGAGUCCAGGUACAGACAUUUGGUGGGCCCAAGAAAGGACAAGGUGAUACGUCACAGGGGAAAACAUUCCACCCGACCAGAUCCAAAUGGGAAUCCUUGUCCAGUUCGUCACCUUGCUGCCUGGCAUUUCUGUCCUACAUUGAGGGACAAUGUACAUAAGGAGCUCCAGCACAAGCAAAGGAAAUGGAGAGAAGAGGACAGAGGAGAGAAAGUCUUCCCACAGCCACUGUGUUCAACCUCCUGGAGAAACCACAAAAGAAUGAAGGAGUCACCAUCGGGUAUCACAUGAUCCGUUUUCCUCUACCUACUCCCUGUGGCUCCAGCCUCUUCCAUGUGGAUAGCAAAAUAUCUGGAGCAGCUGCAGACUUCAUUGCCUAAAACUGCCCAGUCUAGUGGGACAGAAAAUCUCUUCCAAACAGCACUUACACGAAUUCGGGGAAUCACUGUCUGAUUAAAGUCACCUGGCCAUUCCUGGAGCAUCUAUUUGGGGAAAUGGAUUCACGCGUGGACUUAGUUCAUCACAUUCCCACCUAGAGUCGCCAUGAGAUGAUUCCACACAACGCACAUAACUGAGAAUGAGGAAGGGUGGAUUCUCCCAAGGAACAGCAAGUAACGGCCGUGGAAGAGGUGAGUGGAUACCAGAGAGGUGACCAGAAUGAUCCGUGGCACUGCAGAGCAGUGAAAGUGCUGGCAUAGGAGUCGGCUGACCCAGCUUUUAGCUUUUCCACUGGUGUGGGGAUGGCGGGCAAGCUGUUGCAUGCCUUAGGCCUCAGUUUCCAGUAGGGUCAUGUGGAAAGUCAGGACUGCAGGAUUCCAAAGGUUCCGUUUGCUCUCCGUGUUUAAUUUGUGGCUAUGUUCUCUCAUUAGUCCUUCAGGGUUACCAAUCCCAGGUUUAUUUUCUUACCUAAUUUUUCUUACUGGGCCCAAACAGAGCUCACCCUGGCUUUAUUCCUAAUUCCAGAAACAUUUCCACUCCAGUCGGUGGAGAUCUGAAAUGUUCCGUUGCUCCUAUUAAGUCAGUCACAUUCUUUAACUGGCUAACUUUGCCCACAGUUUACAACUUGUGUCAGGCCCCAGGAAGAUUUGCUUUUAGUUUUUUCCCUGUGAACCAAACAAGUCAUAAAAACAGAUUUAUAUCAUGGUUUCCUUACAGCUGCAUUUCAUCCUAGGUUUCUUUAAAUCAAGAAAUUGACUAACAUAAUGGCUGAAUGAAUAAAACACAGCCACAGUGAGUGACUGCCUUUAGCAAACUGAGAGGGAGUCUUAUUAUUUAAAUGUUCCUGGUUAUAUUAAGUGGAGCAAAAGCCUUGGAAUCGAAAGUGAGAGAAAUAGGCAGCCAAGUUAAAAAUGCUACCAAGCUGUAAAUAAAAUAUGAAACUAGCUUAGAAGGGGAGCAUUACAUCGAAGUUAGACACUGAUAUAUAGUUCCUAAUUGUGAGACGUUUGUAAAAGGUGACAUGACACCUGUCAAUUAUCCACAGCAGCCCGGAAAUGCAGAUUAUAUGAAUAAUUCACCAAUCCAGUGCCCUUUGUUACUAAGCCUAGUCCAUAAAAUAACUGCUGAUAUGAAGGAAGAAAAGACAUUAAAACGCCAGUGUUCUGUGUCACACACGGAAACGUGUUCAAGGCAGUUUCAUUAUAAGCCUAUGUUCCAGGUCGCACCAGUGGCUAAAUAAUUAACAUGGGAGACUUUAUCAGGUGUAACAAAGAAGGGGCUUGGGCCCUGGAAACUAUAUCCCCAAGGGAGGCUGCAUGAGGGAAUCUUCGGUAUCAGAAACACAUCAUCACAUAUCUCAAUUUUCUCACACUCCCAUGCAGUACACAAUCCUUUAAAAAGGCCAAGUCUGAACUUUUGUUUUAGAAUCAUGAAAUUGUAGAAUAAUAAAUUUGGAAGUUCACUGAGAGAAAGCCUACUCCACUGGCUUUUAGAAGCAACAGAAACCUUUUUUCAAGUACACAGUACAAGACAGAUAAAAGUUGGGAUUAUUUUAGUCUGGGGGCAGUGGUGAGGAGGAUUAUAAGAUACAGCAGGGAUCUGCCUACUCAGCUGCCCCCUGCCCAAGCACCUACUGGGAUCCAGCUGUCCCAUUUCACAGAUAAGAAAACUGAGGCUCCUGAGAGGCAAAGGGCUCCCUAAAGUCCCAGAGUGAGUCCGCAGCAGACCUGAGCCUGGAAGCCAGACCACCGCCUCCCCUGCUGUACACAUACACAUGUACAGCUGGAGGUACAGCUUGUCUACACAGCCACGUGAGCAGCCGGGAUUUGGAGAAAUACCAGUUCUGCAGCUCUCAGGGCUUCACGAGUGAGCAUGAGGAGUGGAAACAACUGACUCUUUCAUUUGUGGCCUGGGCCCAGGCAGCCUGAUACCUACACCCCCAUGCCUUUUCUAUUCCCGUGGUUGCCACGGGGCCAAGGUCAGAGGUCACGGGCCAGGUGGAAGGUGGGGCUUUGACAUGCCCAGGGGACUGGGCUGGCAGCCAUAGGUAACCAGAGCCAGCCAGCCAGCCAAUCCAUCUGCUUCCCUGGUCUGCUGUGAAGAAAAGCCUCACUGGACGGAGCUGCAGAGGCGGCUGACUCCACGAGUGACUCCAGCAACACCGCGGAGAAAGAUUUUCUCGCCCCCACAAGAUGGUUCAUUCCUUGUAGCUUCCUUCAUAAUGAAGAUUCCAGCAAAGAGGAACCAAAAAAAAGUUUUGUUUCAUGAAGUUUAUGUAGAAAAGAGCACCUUCUUUCUCAUUUUAGGCUUAUUUGCUGCCAAGGUUUGGCUUUGUUUUUUGAAAAUUUGCAAGGUUUUGUUCUUGUGUAAACCCACUGGGUGCAAGUGCUUUGGCGCCAGUGUUUGCUAAUGUUUGCUGUUUUUCUCUAAUUGUCCCAAAAGACAAUUUGUGUGUAUAUAUAUAUAUAUAUAUAUAUAUAUAGCUUUUAAAGAGGUUAACCUACAGGGAAGUGCUACUGGGAAAGGAAACCAAGUGUCUGAUGUGGUGCAAAGGCAAGUAUAACUUCAAGGCAUUCUGAAUUUGUCUCUCUGUAAUCAGUCAUCACUUUUAGAAUGAACACAUUAUAUUUAGUUAUAUAUAGAAAUAAUAAUUUGCUGCUGGUUUUGUUGUGAAGAGCUAAGGUUGAUAACUUCAUGCUUUGACUUUGAUGGUUUGAACUAGUGUGAAACAGAAGAAACUGGACAUCUUGUUACGUCUACUCAGAGAUGGAUUCUCUCAGUGUGUAUGUCACUAUAUUCCUUUGUGUGAGGACAAGAGUUUCUUUCAACAAAUGGAGGUGAUUAUUAAAUGAAUCAGUGAUUAUCUAAACCA
This is a messenger RNA of Camelus dromedarius (Arabian camel), 3714 nucleotides long. RefSeq lists its product as uncharacterized. Lineage: Eukaryota; Metazoa; Chordata; Mammalia; Artiodactyla; Camelidae. The coding region runs from base 324 to 695 and encodes 123 amino acids. The record is from RefSeq and is a predicted model, not a curated record. The transcript has 5 exons.